Molecule: messenger RNA, 1474 nt
Organism: Darwinula stevensoni
Lineage: Eukaryota; Metazoa; Arthropoda; Ostracoda; Podocopida; Darwinulidae
Source: the annotation of a GenBank genome assembly
UUGCAGACGGGUGAGGUUCAUAGUGAGUAUUUAACAGACAAAUCCCACACUUUGAACUGACGUAUCGAUCAUAUUUGUGGUCUAAAAUGAAGAUCUAAAAGAAACGGAAUAGUCUGAGAACACACUAUCGCACAAAAAAUGUCCAACGUGGAGUUUUACCCGUUGGAAGGCUCUCUUGUGCCUCGCAUGGAGAAGCAUUUGUUCCUGUACCGGAAGUUCGUUCGAUCGUGGCCCGACGGCUACGUCAUGAAUGCUUACUUCCCCAAGUUCCACAAGCAGAUGCAAGAUUUCGAACUGCGCCAAGACGAUAUCUUCAUCAUCACUUUCCCUCGCUCAGGCACAACUUGGGGACAGGAAUUGAUUUGGAACAUUCUCCACGGUGUUGAUCUCGAAGCAGCCAAAGAGAAACUCAUGUCACGCUCUCCGUUCUGGGAAUACGAUGGGCUCCUCCCGCCACGAGGAGUCCUGGACGUCCCAAAGGAAAUCAUGCAGUAUUUCGACAAGGAGGAUCCCACCUACCUAGGGAGGCAUUCGGAAUUCAUGGCGAAAGUUUCGUCGCCCAGGCUCAUCAAGACUCAUUUGCCUCUGUCCCUGCUCCCUGAUCAAGUCAAGGAGAGGAAGGUCAUAUACAUUGCCAGGAACCCGAAGGAUGUCUGUGUAUCCUAUUACCAUUUGUUCAGGACUGCCAGUGGGUUCAUAGGAUCCUUCGACGACUUUGUCGACUACUUCCUCGAAGAUAUGAGUGAGUGCCUUUUGCGAAGCGGUAGACUCACCACUCGUUCCUGCUUCAAAUACUUCUUUCCCGGUGCUCUUAAUUUGCAGCAAGUCAUCUAUAGGAUCUCUUCCUUCCUGGAUCGCCAGCUCACUUCUGAACAAGUUCAUCGCCUGAUGAAUCACGUGAGCUUCGAGAACAUGAAGAACAACAAAGCAGUGGCCUUCGAAAGCAAUUUUUCGGUGUUGACUCAGAAGGCGAUGAAGCUGAUCGGGACCAUCGGAAGCGGAAUCCAGUUCCUGAGAACCGGGAAAGUGGGCGGAUGGAAGUGUUCCCUCACCAAGGAUCAGAAUAUGCGCUUCAAUCGCUACAUCAGAGAGCAUUUCUCCGGCACGGGGCUCCCAUACAAACCGGACGAUAUUUGAUUGGAGUCGGGAGGAAAAACAUAUGGAGGAAGGAACGCCGUGUGCGCUGGCGCAUACCUCGCCACGUCAAAUGUCAGUCCAGUGAAUUCCGAGGAAGGACUAAGUUCAAAUUGUAGUGUUUAUUACCUGCAUUUAUAAUUUAUGCAUUUCCGAUCGCGCAAAAAAACAGGCCCAUUGUCGUUUCACUGGGUCUUUGGGACCCUCGUUGCCAACUCUGUGUACUUUGCAGGCCUACGAGUGUAUUUCAUAUGCGUUGAAAAGAAAGCAUGCCUUAUCAUCUCAUUGCCUCCUUUUUCUUAAACUGGCUUGCCAAAAAUAAAAAAUGUUAAAUACCGUC